Cylindrotheca closterium is the source of this 900-nucleotide messenger RNA. The record is from the annotation of a GenBank genome assembly. NCBI's taxonomy places the organism in Eukaryota, Bacillariophyta, Bacillariophyceae, Bacillariales, Bacillariaceae.
AUGGAUUUCUCUUUCCAUCCUCAUAAACGAGAGAUCUAUGAAGACAAGGCCAAAAUGGAAAGUGAUCAAGGGUCCGUGGACAUGGUGAUUGGGAAAAAGUAUCCCACCUUUAUUGACAUGAAUGAUAUUCUACAUGCAAUUAGGGGUGAUUCACCCAUAUGGAUCAAGCACAGGGAUUUGUUGAAACAGGUUGAACAGCACUGGUCAUUCUUGGUGCAGACUCUAAUGUGUUGUGGGGUAGCAGACUGCAGUCGAGCACCUAUUGCAAGGCGACUUAGCUUGGGGGCGGGGGCUUUUUGCUAUGGUAGCAACAAUUGCCCGGAUCCUCACACUGGGUUCAAGCCCCUGGAUAAGUACUUCAAAGACAACCCAGUGGGAAGGCAAUUGUUUCUCAGCGUCAUUGGUGACUUGACUAAAAUGGUGUGGGCCUGUAGCCAAGGCAUGCAAAUAGCCGCGGGGAUGCCACUGUUAGGAGGCGACCUGAUCCGAGAUUCCGCUUAUGCAAAGCAGCUUCGGCAUGACCUGCAGAUUGAGUCUGGAGAUUGGUCCCAUUCUCAGUUUUCGAUGGUUCCCCAAUUCAAAAAAGUCACACCUUCGGCUGAACUGAUAUCAGAAUUUCCGCACCAUCAUCUACACAAGGAUCUGGCCAAUCCCGUUCCCACAGGUGACAUUGGAUUUGAUACUUGCAAGUACCAAUACAGCAAGUCGGCAGCUUUCAGUGUGACACUGGCCAACACUGAAGAUCCGUCAAAGAAGUAUCUAUUCCAAUUACUUUGCUACUUCCGGAAUUCCAUUAGCUGUGAAUCCCAAAGGAUUAGCAGUUCAAAUCAGUUGUUGGCCAAAUCAGCAACCUGUCAGCUUGUUGAAGUUCAAAGACAUCUAACUUGGAACUUCCAUUAG